Molecule: messenger RNA, 876 nt
Organism: Triticum turgidum subsp. durum (durum wheat)
Lineage: Eukaryota; Viridiplantae; Streptophyta; Magnoliopsida; Poales; Poaceae
Source: the annotation of a GenBank genome assembly
AUGGCCGCCUCUCCCUCUUGCAUUUCUCUUGUGGUGCUCGUGGCUCUGGCCACGGUGGCGUCUGCGCAGCUGUCCCCGACGUUCUACAGCGCGUCGUGCCCCGGGGCGCUGGCCGCCAUCAAGAGCGGCGUGACGGCCGCCGGCUGCGACGCCUCUGUUCUUCUGUCAGGCAACGAGCAGAACGCGGGCCCGAACGCGGGGUCGCUGAGGGGCUUCGGCGUCAUCGACAGCAUCAAGGCGCAGGUCGAGGCCGUGUGCAAGCAGACUGUCUCCUGCGCCGACAUCCUCGCCGUCGCCGCCCGCGACUCCGUCGUCGCCCUCGGAGGGCCGUCAUGGACGGUUUUACUAGGAAGAAGGGAUUCCACGGGCGCAAACGCGGGUUUGGCAAACAGCGACCUCCCAGGCCCGGGCUCCAGCCGGGCACAGCUCGAGGCCGCGUUCCUCAAGAAGGGCCUCGACACGGUCGACAUGGUGGCCCUCUCCGGCGCGCACACCAUCGGGCAGGCGCAGUGUGGGACCUUCCGCUCCCGGAUCUACGGCGGCGACACCAACAUCAACGCGGCCUACGCCGCAUCUCUCCGGGCCAACUGCCCCCGGUCCGGCGGCAACGGCAACCUGGCGCCGCUGGACACGAUGACGCCCAACACCUUCGACAACGCAUACUACACGGACCUCCUAUCCCAGAAGGGGCUCAUGCACUCGGACCAGGUGCUCUUCAACAACGACACCACCGAUAACACCGUCCGCAACUUCGCGUCGAGCGCGGCGGCCUUCAGCAGUGCCUUCGCGACGGCCAUGAUCAAGAUGGGCAACAUCGCGCCGCUCACCGGGGCGCAGGGCCAGAUCAGGCUCAGCUGUUCCAAGGUGAACUCGUGA